CCAACUUUCCUGGGGAAGGAUGGCCUCCAAUUUCAAUGACAUCGUGAAGCAGGGCUACGUGCGCAUCCGGAGCAGGCGGCUGGGGAUUUACCAGAGAUGCUGGUUAGUAUUCAAAAAAGCUUCAAGCAAAGGGCCAAAGAGGCUGGAGAAAUUCUCAGAUGAACGAGCUGCUUACUUUAGAUGCUAUCACAAGGUCACAGAGCUCAAUAAUGUGAAGAAUAUAUUACGAAUGCCAAAAAGCACAAAGAAGCAUGCUGUUGGGAUUUAUUUUAAUGAUGACACAUCGAAAACCUUUGCUUGUGAGUCAGAUUUUCUGGGCAUUUAUACAGAACUUGAGGCAGAUGAGUGGUGCAAGGUGCUGCAGAUGGAGUGUCUUGGAACGCGAAUUAAUGACAUUAGCCUUGGAGAGCCUGACUUGUUGGCAUCUGGUGUAGAGAGGGAGCAGAGUGAGAGAUUCAAUGUGUAUUUGAUGCCAUCCCCUAAUUUAGAUGUGCAUGGGGAAUGUACCUUGCAGAUAACAUUUGAGAAUAUCUGUCUUUGGGACAUCCAGAAUCCCAGAGUAAAACUCAUCUCUUGGCCAUUAAGUGCCCUCCGACGCUAUGGGCGGGACCCAUCUUGGUUCACGUUUGAAGCAGGGAGGAUGUGUGACACAGGAGAAGGACUAUUCAUCUUUCAGACCAGAGAUGGGGAAGCAAUCUAUCAGAAGGUUCACUCGGCUGCUUUGGCCAUAGCAGAACAACACGAGCGCUUGUUGCAGAGUGUGAAAAAUUCAAUGCUUCAGAUGAAAAUGAGUGAGCGAGCCGUGUCCCUCAGCACCAUGGUGCCCUUGCCCCGCAGUGCCUACUGGCAGCACAUCACGCGACAGCACAGCACUGGCCAGCUCUACAGUCUGCAAGAUGUUUCUAGCCCAGUGAAGCUUCAUCGCACGGACACUUUUCCAACCUACAGAUCAGACCAUCGAUAAAAGACUGUAAAGAACUUUACAAACUCUUUGUCUUCUGACAAACUGCCCCAGUGGAUGACAGUGAUGAUGAUAAGCAAGGAUGGAAACACAGAAAAGUUCAGGUUGGAUGAAAAAUUCUUGGAAUACAAAGGUUUUUUUUAAACUUUGCCAAAAGCUGAAACUAUUCUGUAGAUAUUGGGGAGGGGAACAAAACCAACAAACCCUUCAAUGUAUCUUUUAUAUCUUACAGCUGGACAGAGAAGAAAUCACUCCCUAAAUAUUUCCAAAUGUUUUUGUAUGAUAGGUAUGCUGUAAAUAUGAGACUUCCCUGUUGUAGUGUGGUUCCAUUUUGUCUGUUACAGCUGUGUGUUCACUGAUGUCAGCUGUGUCAUCCUUGUUUGUUGUAAUGCUUAUCUUUAGUUAUUUACGUUAUUGUUCAGCCUAAUCCUUGACCUUUGAAAUGGUGGCCAGUUUUAAGCAGCUAUUGGAUACAAUUUUUCCUGUUUGAAGACUGAUGAAGACUUGAUUGAUUUCUUUUAAAAGCACCCUCUCUAUCUUCUACUUCCUGUAUUUAUUUCCAUCUCUGUGAAUGUUUAAAAUAAAAAAGUCCC
Messenger RNA from Gymnogyps californianus (California condor), 1554 nucleotides. RefSeq names its product docking protein 5 (gene DOK5). Gene Ontology annotation, biological process: positive regulation of MAPK cascade; cell surface receptor protein tyrosine kinase signaling pathway. Lineage: Eukaryota; Metazoa; Chordata; Aves; Accipitriformes; Cathartidae. Gene Ontology annotation, cellular component: cytoplasm. The record is from RefSeq and is a predicted model, not a curated record. The coding region runs from base 20 to 964 and encodes 314 amino acids. The transcript has 8 exons.